Molecule: messenger RNA, 1615 nt
Organism: Striga asiatica
Lineage: Eukaryota; Viridiplantae; Streptophyta; Magnoliopsida; Lamiales; Orobanchaceae
Source: the annotation of a GenBank genome assembly
AAAAAUUUCAAUUACCUUUCAUUUGUUUAUAUGAACAGAAAAAAGAGAGAAAAAACUUCCAUUGCAAUUACAACUCAUGCGUAUCAAAUCAAUCAAUCUCUCUGUCUGAAAUCUCAAUAAAGAAGUUCUCUACUUUCCGUAUCAUUUACUAAACAAAAUCUAAACAAAUCUAAUUACAAAAUCUAAACAGAAGAAAAACGUACGCGGUAAGCCACGCCACUUUUUACAAGCUUAAAACCAGAGCGCAAAACCUAUGAAGACGAUCGGAGGUCCGAAACAGGCAAUGAACAGAUCUUUGAAGAGUCAAAUCAUGAGACCCUCCAAGAAAAUAAAAAAACAGAUAAAAUGCGGAGUUCAAGUCCCCCAGAUAAAGUUUUCAGACGACGAAUCCCUGCCAGUUGUUGCUAUCAGUCGUCAAAUCUCCAAUCCCAUCUUACCGAAUCUUAUCUUGCGGGCCAUUCCCGAACAAGACGCUGUUCCUGCCUCAAACUCCAAGCCCAAUUUCGCCGUCCUCAUUGAACUGAAAGCCCCACCCCUACCACACCAGGAAACACGUUCCCCCAUCGACCUAGUUAUGGUGCUGGAUGUCAGCAGUAGUAUGUUUGGGCCAAAGCUGGACCUUGUGAAGCGGGCCGCGGGCUUCGUUGUGGACAACCUAGGCCCAUCAGACCGCCUCUCCUUAGUCUCUUUCUCUAGUUCUGCUCAUAGAGUCCUCCCUCUCCUCAGAAUGACUAAUGCGGGCCGGGCCAAAGCUAAACGGGCCGUCAACUCCCUCAAAGCCCACGGCGGCACUAACAUCCCGGACGGCCUCAAAACGGGUCUUCGAGUUCUCGAAGAGAGGAGUCAUCGUAAUCCCGUUGCAAGCAUCAUGUUCUUGUCUGACGGUCAGAACACUUGCUUCCCAUUUAUGGGCCAGCCGUUUAUGGGCCAGCCGAUCAUGGGCCAACCGAUUAUGGGCCAGUCCGAAGUAUCCGGCCUCGAGAGCUCUCGUGGGUCGAUAAACGUGGGAGACCUUUACGCGGACGAGGAGAAAGAUUUUCUCAUCGACAUCUCCGUCCCCGUGUGCUCGGAAAACGAAAAUGAUGGGCGGCGGCGGAGGACCCCACUCUUGGACGUCACGUGCUCGUACAAGGACGUGGGCUCGAACGAGAGGGUAGAAAUGGAAUCCGCUGAGAUACGGAGGCCGAGCUUUUUAUUGGCAUGCGAUGUUAAGGUGAAAAUCGAGGUCGACAGGCAGAGGAAUCGGCUGAAUGCGGCGGAGGGCCUCGCAGAGGCCCAACUGGCGGCGGAGAAGGGGAAUCUCGAAGGGGCUCGUGCGAUUUUGUCGAGCGUGAGGUUGAAUGUUUCGGGCUCGGCGGCAGGCCAGGCGGGAGACAGGCUGGCGGUGCAGCUGGCGGACGAGAUGAGAGAAACUGAGGAGAAAAUGGGGUGUAAGAGGAAGUACGAGGAGGCGGGCAGGGCUUAUGCGCUGUCGAGCAUGAGUGCGCACGCGAAUCAGAGGGCGUCGACGAGGCUGCGGGCGAAUUAUGCUUAUGUGACACCUAAUAUGGCUAAUAUGGUGAGCAAGUGUCAUCAGGUAAUCAAGAUGGAAGGUGUUAAGAAGAAGGAAAAUUAG